UGAGCCCCAGCGCUCAGGCAUGGCGCGCGGCUGCCUCCAGGGCGUCAAGUACCUCAUGUUCGCCUUCAACCUGCUCUUCUGGCUGGGAGGAUGCGGCAUCCUGGGGGUGGGCAUCUGGCUGGCCGCCACGCAGGGGAACUUCGCCACCCUGUCCUCCUCCUUCCCGUCCCUGUCGGCCGCCAACCUGCUCAUCGUCACCGGCACCUUCAUCAUGGCCAUCGGCUUCGUGGGCUGCAUUGGGGCCAUCAAGGAGAACAAGUGCCUCCUGCUCACCUUCUUCGUGUUGCUGCUGCUGGUGUUCCUGCUGGAGGUCACUGUCACCGUCCUCUUCUUCGCCUACACCGACAAGAUCGACAGGUAUGCGCAGCGCGAUCUGAAGAAGGGCCUGCACCUGUACGGCACCCCGGGCAAUGUGGGGCUCACCAACGCCUGGAGCAUCAUCCAGACCGACUUCCGCUGCUGCGGUGUCUCCAACUACACGGACUGGUUCGAGGUGUACAAUGCCACGCGCGUGCCCGACUCCUGCUGCCUGGAGUUCAGUGAGAGCUGCGGGCUGCAUGCCCCCGGCACCUGGUGGAAGGCGCCGUGCUACGAGACGGUGAAGAUGUGGCUCCAGGAGAACCUGCUGGCCGUGGGCGUCUUUGGGCUGUGCACGGCGCUGGUGCAGAUCUUGGGCCUGACGUUCGCGAUGACCAUGUACUGCCAGGUGGUGAAGGCCGACACCUACUGCGCGUAGGCUGCCCUGCCUGCCGCCUGCUUCGCUGCCAAAGGAUGUCCCCCACCGGGGAGAUGACCUCGUGCCCGAGGGGCAGCUGGCGCCUUCUGUGUCCACCCACACAGUCUCCAGAGCAGCUUUCCCGGACCCGACACAGGGCUGGGUGGGGAGGGCCUCCUGCGCCCGGUGCUUGGGCGGGCGGAGCCCGUCAUCACAUUCCAUGUGGGGCAGGGCAGGCUCCUGGUGCAGCUAAUAAAGUGCGUGGGCAGCAGCCCCCCGUUUGUCA
Myotis davidii is the source of this 1001-nucleotide messenger RNA. RefSeq names its product tetraspanin 4 (gene TSPAN4). The transcript has 8 exons. The record is from RefSeq and is a predicted model, not a curated record. Lineage: Eukaryota; Metazoa; Chordata; Mammalia; Chiroptera; Vespertilionidae. Gene Ontology annotation, cellular component: membrane. The coding region runs from base 20 to 736 and encodes 238 amino acids.